AUGCACGAAGAAACGAUUAUGGAACACUGUAUGUAUGAAGAUGAAUCGAGUCCUCCAAAGGAAUCAUGUUACACCGAUAGCGUUACAUGGGUUAUAAAAGAUGCGUCGCGCUCAGUAUUUGAUUCCCCAGAACAAGCAGGUCUCAUUUCUCACUCACCAACGCGAAUCACCAAAACAAUCGGUGCCGGCCACUUUGCACGUCUAUCUAUCCAUCCAAUUAACCUUUAUCGCUUACCAUACCUGACAACAUUGGUCUACUCUCGCUCCAUCGUCGCUGCUAUCAUCGCCGCCAGUGCCCUUUCUGCCUUGGUUGCCCCUGUUCCCGAAGGACAAGGUGGAAAGCCGUGA
This is a messenger RNA of Lentinula edodes (shiitake mushroom), 348 nucleotides long. RefSeq lists its product as uncharacterized. Lineage: Eukaryota; Fungi; Basidiomycota; Agaricomycetes; Agaricales; Omphalotaceae. The transcript has 2 exons. The record is from RefSeq and is a predicted model, not a curated record. Bases 1 to 348 code for a protein of 115 amino acids.